Molecule: messenger RNA, 603 nt
Organism: Alligator sinensis (Chinese alligator)
Lineage: Eukaryota; Metazoa; Chordata; Crocodylia; Alligatoridae
Product: olfactory receptor 14C36-like
Exons: 1
Coding region: 1-603 (200 amino acids)
Biological process (GO): G protein-coupled receptor signaling pathway
Cellular component (GO): membrane
Molecular function (GO): olfactory receptor activity
Source: RefSeq, a predicted model, not a curated record
AUGGCAUACGACCGGUAUGUUGCCAUCUGCAAGCCACUGCAUUAUAAGAUAAUAAUGAACAGGAGAGCUUGCAUCCAGAUGACUGUCUGUGCUUGGGCUGCUGGUGUCAUCUACUCUGCACUGCACACUGGGAACACCUUUAGUCUCCCCUUCUGCCACUCAAAUAUCAUCAACCAGUUCUUCUGUGAAAUACCCCAGCUACUCAAGCUCUCCUGCUCUGACACAUACCACAGAGAGCUGGCAGCUCUUGCCUUCAGUGUGUUUUUAUGUUUAGGCUGUUUUGUUUUCAUCGUUGUGUCGUAUGUUCAGAUCUUCACCGCAGUGUGGACAAUCCCCUCUCAGCGGGGCCAUCAGAAAGCCUUCUCCACCUGCAUUCCUCACCUUACUAUGGUCUUCCUGCUUCUUUCCACUGGUGCAAUUGCCUACAUGAAGCCCAUCCAUGACUCCCCAUCCCCUCUGGAUCUCCUGGCAGCUGUUCUGUAUUCUGUGGUGCCUCCAUUGAUGAAUCCGGUCAUCUACAGCAUGAGGAACAAGGAGAUCCAAGCUGCCCUGAGGAAACUGCUCAAAAGGUUUUAUGGAAAAUACUCCAGAAAUAAUAAUUAA